This is a messenger RNA of Sturnus vulgaris (Common starling), 840 nucleotides long. Lineage: Eukaryota; Metazoa; Chordata; Aves; Passeriformes; Sturnidae. The record is from RefSeq and is a predicted model, not a curated record.
AUGGCGGCGGAUGCGCGGAGGCCUCGGCCCGGAGCCGUCCGUCCCCUCAGGCCGGCGCGGGCAGAAAGAGGCGGAGCCGCUUCCGGCGGAACGGGAAGUGACGUCACGCCGUACGGCGGCAUGGCGGCCCGCGUGGCAAACAUGGCGGCCCGCAUGGCGAACAUGGCGGCGCCCUCGCGGUGCUGUGAAUCCAACGCCAAGCUCACCCAGCUCUCGGCCGAGUCUCCCGAGCGCGACUCCGGGAUCCCCAAGUGCGACGCCACCAUCCAGCUCCGGGACCGGGAGAUCGGGCAGUGCCUGGAGGAGCAUCGGAAGGACGAGGAGCGCGUGGCCCGGGUCACCCUGGACCCUCUCACGUCCCACCCCCUCCUGUUGCUGUCCCCGGACGGGCUCGUGGCCCGCUGGGCUUACGGUGGCCCGGAGCCUCCCGCGAGCCCCGAGCGCUUCACGGCGGCUCCGUGCGCGCUGGGCCAGCCCGCCUUCACCUCCGGUCGCCACACGUGGACCGUGGCCGUGUCCGAGGGCCCGUUCUGCGCCGUGGGCGUCAGCCUGGGCUCGGUGCUGCGGGGGUCGCGGGCCCUGAGCCCCCGGGCCGGGGUCUGGGCCGUGCAGCGCUGGGGGGGCCAGGCCCGCGCUCUCACCGAGCCCCCGACGCCGCUGCCGCGGCUCCCGCGCCGCCUGCGGGUGGCCCUGGACUACGAGGGCGGGCGCGUGGCUUUCUUCGACGGCGACCGGCCCGGGGCCAGCCCGCUGUUCGCCUUCGGAGCCGCCGCCUUCGGCGGGGAGAGCGUCCGGCCCUGGUUCUGGCUGGAGCUGGGCGAGAUCUCCAUCGUCCCGUGA